Molecule: messenger RNA, 1319 nt
Organism: Amoebophrya sp. A25
Lineage: Eukaryota; Dinophyceae; Syndiniales; Amoebophryaceae
Source: the annotation of a GenBank genome assembly
CCCUGGGCGGAAAAACACCGACUCACGGAGUUGAAGAAAAUCGCACACACACCAGCUACAAAGCGUUCGCUUGAGAGGUUGCUGGCUGCCCCUGAGAAGACUCCGCGUUUGUUACUCCAUGGGCCUCCUGGUACCGGUAAAACCACAACCGUCUGGGCCUUUCUCAUUGAACUACUCGGCAAGAAUAUGACUCGAGGAAGUUUUAAUUUAAUUUUUUUAAAAUGGCGCGGAAGCUUUUGCAGUCAUGUUUUCUAUGUAGUUGCAUCCAAUACGAUUGCAGGAGUGAUUUACUCUUGCCCACAUGGUGAUCGAGGUAGUGAUAGCCAUCGAGCAGGAGCCCGCGCCCUUUGUGUUGCGUGAGCCAAUUAGAUUGAUGGAUGGGCUCUGUAGGUGUAGCUUACCUACUACCAAUAGCGAUACGGCGCUGGGAAGAAGUAGACUCUGUUUUAGAACUCGGGCGAGCAAUUACGUUUUUAUUUUUUUGGUUCAUCGAGUAGGCUGCUGGAUACCACGUGAAGGCUAUGAACUCGUCGGAAGAUCGAGGGGCCAAAGUGAUCCGCGAGGACGUGAAAAAAUAUUGCACGCUGGACGUCAACGAUGAGCAUGGCCUUCCCUCCAAGUACCCCAGCCCCAGACUCAAACCCGUGCUCUUGUUAAGUUCCUAGAAAGAAAGUAGAAACUUGCUUAAAGCAUGAACAAAUUAACAUCAAACCAUGCCCAUCAAGAACAUGAUCCGCGCUUCGACUUUGUUUAGAUCUAUUUACUCGGUGACUCUUUGGCUCUUUCUAUCUAAUGUCAUGGAAAAAAAGCGUGCAGCAGUAGUGUGCUUGUAGUUUCUUGAGAAAUGUGACGCCUUGUCUUCUUCUACUGUCGGAUGAGGCGGACGCGUUGACUUUCGAAGCACAGGCAGCUCUUAGAAGAGUUAUCGAGGAGCACUCCGGCCAUACCCGCUUCAUCCUAUGCCGCAACUACGUAAGCAAAAUCGUCGAGCCUAUUCAGUCCCGUUGCGCUCUAGUCGCUUUUCAGCCCCUGGAUGAUGAACAACAUCGCGAGCCUAUGUCUGACGUCAUUAAGUAGACGACGAAGAAGGAGCAGAGAAGUGAUAUUAGUCAGAUACGUAGCGGUAGUUCUUUAAAAUUCUUGGCAAUCUAAUAAGUCUUCUAUGUAUAUUAAUACUACUAUCCAUAGUCCGCAUCCUCUUCAUAGCUGACCUGAGGGCGAUUAGUGUUGCGGAAGACGUGGAGAUAGAUGAUUCAGGGUUAGAUAGUUUGUUGGCUUUGAGCGAUGGCGACUGCCGCAGAAGUAUCACUUUGCUGCAA